CCACAUUUGGGGACUUGGGGCAAGUUGGAGUCCAUUCCCUUUUCAAGUUGCUUGCACUCGUCGGUCACCUGGUCAUAGAAGUUUAAAACCGAAUGCAAAAGGACAAACAUCGAUGCAUCCCGUCGUCCCCCGCAUUCCUUUUUCCAGAACCUUUGCUUUCGAUUGUGACUGGUGAGUAGCUUGGGGUUAUCGCUUUUCUUGGGCAAACGAUACUUAGCUUUCUUGUCUAUUAGGACUUGAAUUUUGCUUGGUUGAGCCCCUCCUCAGGUUAUUUCGUAUCACCGACCCUGGUAACCAACCACCUCAAACAUCGAAUCUUGAGUCACGAGAAUCAUGGCGGCCAUAGAGCGAGAACCUCCAUCGUCCAUCGAGGGGUCCAGCCCCAACCGCCCGCAAAUGUUUCAUCGGAUUUCAGACAACGCCAUUGACGAGUCCUCGGACGCUGAUAGCGAUUUCGUCAAGUUGCAGAAAACCAUCAGCAAGGAGAGGCGGGAAGCUAGGGAGAGCCCCCAAGCUCGGUUGCAGCGAGCAUUCCCCUUCACCUUUCACCCCAACAUCAGACCCCUCAGCACGUCUGACUACGAAUCGUGUAUUGCCCUGGAGAAUGCCGCCUUUCCGGACCCAGAACACAGAGCUACACCUGAGAAGUUCCUUUACCGACUCUCAACCUGUCCUGAGCUGAGCCUGGGUGUCCUUUGCACAGUGGUGCCAGACAAAGCCAAGAAUUGGACAAUCGAAACCUUGGAUGCUGCCAAGCCUGUGGAAACAGAUCGUCCCAAUGGCGCAAAGAGCGUACUGGUGGCACAUAUCGUGUCUACGCGCUGCGCCGGAGACACCAUCACAGACAAGGAUAUGGAUUAUCCAAAAGACUGGCGCAUUCGUCGCGGUCGGUCGGCAGACGUAGGACAUCAAGAGAGUGGGCGUACCGUUGCGAUGCACUCCUUGGCCGUGGCUCCAAAGCUUCAUGGAUGUGGAAUUGGCCAGAUGAUUGCCAAGGCCUACCUGCAACAGAUGAAGGACGCGGGAGUGGCUGAUCGCGUGGCGCUGAUAUGUCAAGAUUACCUUGUUUCCUACUAUGAGCGGCUUGGGUUCAAGUGUAUCGGCAAGAGCCCCGCCCAGUUCGGAGGAGGUGGAUGGCAUGACAUGGUCAUCGACUUAGCGAAGUAUGAAGUGAAAGUCGGCAAAACCCCGUCCUAGUGGGUAUCAUAUGGUAUUCCAGAACGGCAAAAUUCCUGAAACCAACAAUUUGUGGCGGGGCCCAAAACUUGUUGAAUCCAGAUCAGAUCUUCUAUAGGAUCCCAAAGUCGGCGGGUAGCUUCAUUGGAUGCGCAAAUAGAACCAGACAACCCCAUUUUCUUCUUCUUCUGGAGUGUCAGCCACAGGUUUGCUGUUGUGGCUAUGGUCAAAGGGUUUGGGGAAACGUA
Molecule: messenger RNA, 1424 nt
Organism: Neurospora tetraspora
Lineage: Eukaryota; Fungi; Ascomycota; Sordariomycetes; Sordariales; Sordariaceae
Exons: 4
Coding region: 334-1197 (287 amino acids)
Cellular component (GO): cytoplasm
Molecular function (GO): aralkylamine N-acetyltransferase activity
Source: RefSeq, a predicted model, not a curated record